Fraxinus pennsylvanica is the source of this 981-nucleotide messenger RNA. NCBI's taxonomy places the organism in Eukaryota, Viridiplantae, Streptophyta, Magnoliopsida, Lamiales, Oleaceae. The record is from the annotation of a GenBank genome assembly.
AUGGUGGGUGGGAACAGAAGAGACGAGGGAUCGUUCACGGUGAGCAACACUAAUGUUUUUGCGGCGUUGGAGAGCCUGAGGAAGAAGAAGAAGUCUGACAAAGAGAAGAAUGUAGGGAAGACCAGUAAGAGUGCCUCCAAAGCUGGGAAAUCAAAAGAACCUGAGAAUGAGAAGCCGCAGAUGUUCUGGGCUCCUGCACCGCUGACGGCCAAGUCAUGGGCUGAUGUGGAGGAUGAGGAUGAUGAUGAUUACUAUGCCACCACUGCCCCUCCCCAGUCUCUUUGGGGGGGUUCAGGUUCGAAUAAACCUGAAGAGACUCAUAAACCAGACCCCUUGGAGGAAAGUGAAAGUGAAGAAGAACUUCUUGAUGAAGGUGAUGAUGAUGUGGAGGAUGACCACGAUCAUGAACCAGAGGUGCAAGAACAGCCUGAUCCAAUUGUGAAAAAGCCUGUAGAAACUUCUCAGGCAGUCAAAGAAACAGAAAGACAGCUCUCCAAGAAGGAGAGAAAGAAAAAGGAGCUUGCCGAAUUGGAGGCCAUUUUGGCCGAUCUUGGAGUUACACCUAUGGAGAAAGAGCAAGAUGAGUCAACUGAUGCUACUAAAGAAAAGAAAGAAGGUGCAUUGAAUGGAGAUGCUGAGAAGAAGGAUAAUGUCCCUGCAGAAUCUAAAAGUGCAAAAAAGAAGAAAAAGAAGGAUAAAGUUUCAAAGGAGGCUAAAGAACAUGAGGAUCAAGCCAACAGCACGAAUAUUUCUAACAGUCUAGAAGAAGCUGCUGGAACCGAACAGGGAGAAGAAGAUGCAUCUGCUGUUGACGUGAAGGAGCGUCUGAAGAAGUUGGCAUCUUCUAAGAAGAAGAAAUCUAGCAAAGAGAUGGAUGCUGCUGCUAGAGCUGCUGCUGUGGAAGCCGCUGCAAGGAGUGCAAGACUUGCUGCUGCUAAGAAGAAAGAGAAGAACCAUUACAACCAGCAGCCAAUGCGGUAG